CUAGGCUAUGACGAGACGUAACGUCACGCCCCUAGUAUCAAGCUAUUGACUUGAAUCUCCAAGAAGGAUGGAGGAGGUGGCAAGCCAGCUAAACGAAGAAGGGAUACAAAAGAAACUCACCAGUCCUGGAAGAGGGGAGCUAUCAACAUUUCCCGAUGGAACUAAGGUGGUGUUUCACUACCGCACCAGCCUGUGCGAUGGCACGGUCCUGGACGACUCCAGGACGAUGGGAGGGCAGAGCAAACCCAUGGAGUUAAUCCUGGGCAAGAAGUUUAAACUGGCUGUGUGGGAGAGGGUCGUCAUCACCAUGAGGAAAGAGGAGGUCGCUGACUUCACCUGCAGCACCCAGCACACUGCGCUGUACCACCUGGUGUCCCAGUCUCUGAGGAACAUCAGUGCGGGGAAGGACCCCCUGGAAGGCCAGAGGCACUGCUGUGGCAUCGCCCAGAUCCACUCGCACCACUCCCUGGGUUACCAGGACCUUGACGCCCUGCAGGCCAGCCCCCAGCCCCUCGUCUUCACCAUAGAGCUGCUGGAGGUGCUUCCUCCGGGGUCCUUCAUGCUGGACGUGUGGGCCAUGUCGGACAAGGAGAAGCUGGACGCGGUUCCACAGAUCCACGAGGAGGGGAACUCCCUGUUCAAGGAGGGCCGCAUAAAGGAGGCCUCGGAGAAGUACUAUAACAGCAUCGCCUGCCUUAAAAACCUACAGAUGAAGGAGCAGCCGGGAGAGGAGGUGUGGAUCAAGCUGGACAUGAUGAUCACGCCCCUCCUCCUCAACUACUGCCAGUGUCAGCUGGUCCAGGGGCAGUACUACGAGGUCAUCGAGCACUGCACAUCCCUGAUCUCCAAAUACGAAGACAAUGUGAAGGCGCUCUACAAGCGGGGCAAAGCCCACUCGGCCGUGUGGAACGAGGUGGAGGCCCGGGCUGACUUUGCCAAAGUGCUGGAGCUGGACCCCACGCUGGGCCCAUCGGUGGCCAAGGAGCUCCGGGCCCUGGAGGGCAAGAUGCGUGCCAAGGGGAGGGAGGAGAAGGACCGAUACAAAGACCUCUUCGGCGGGAACACCCAGACCGCCAGCACCUCCCCCGCUUGACUCCACCACCAGCCCAAACCAAGACCACGCUUGUGACUGACCUUUUGAUGUGGAGAAGCCGUGGACAUUGAGCGCUCAGUUUUUAUCCAUACACAGAACUAUACACCCUUCCACCUCCAUCCCUCCAUCACCUCCCCACACACAGAAACCCUUGCACUCACUGUAUGCGGUAUACCUGCAGAACAAAGCCCCCCCCCCCCCCCCCCAACUCUAACCCAAAGCCUGAGAUAAGGGCAGUAGUUCCUGCCCUCCAUCUUGUUCAUUUAUUAUUCUUCUACAUCAUGUCUUCACCGUUGCGGAUAUUCUUUCCAUCGCACUCACUUUUCCUCUUGUUUUGUUAUUCAAUUUUUUUCUUUCUUCUGUCUUACGCUGCGAUAAGAACCAGCAAUGAAUUAAUUAAUCUUUUGCUACACCCCCUUUAUUAGAUAAAACCUCCUUUAUUCGAUUUCUUAAUUAAUAAUCAACGUAUCAACCAUUACCCAAAGAAUUAGUAUUCAGCGGCUGCUUAAAAGAUGUCCUGUGCAUCAGUCAGAUUCCACAAGACGACCCAGUGAACAAUUGAAUACACAACCCUGGCAGUGUGAACAGCUUGUAGCUUGAAUCUUCAUAGAGGGAAUACAUAAGGAAAGACUUGUUAUGACUCUAGUGUCAAGGCACUGUGGUAACAACAUAAUUACCUUGACAUGCUGAAGUGUUGGAAAAAAAGAAUGGGACUGUAUAUAUUUGUCCUCUUUGGACCAAAAUUGCACAGUCGAAUUGACCGAGGAAGGAACACGCAUAUAGACACACGGCAAAAGCAGGAAACAAAGACAUAUAGUGUCAUAUAGACAUAUAUAGUGUGCCGUCUGCUCUGGAAAACCAUCACGUUGUCAUGACAAUCAUAUCUAUACCGACUCACGUAACUCUUUAUUUUUAUGUUAUCGUUGCCAUUUCCUUAUAAAGUUCUUUAUAUUUUAACUGUUCUUUACAAAUACAUCUGUUAUUAUUGAUUGAUGCUUUGGUUUCUUUGUAUUUUGUAAGUGCUGGAGGGAUGUUUAUGUCUCUUAAUCUGUUGACCCUUUUUUCUCUGCCAACCAUUUACUUUCACUGGGAGAGAAAGAAAAUGCUGAACUGUUAUACUGAACUCACUGCUAAUACAUGUUUUGAGUUGCGUCAUGGAAUCAAAAGGUUCUAAAGGCUUUCUAAUGGAAGAGAACGGCUUCGUACAAGUCUUUUGAAACAAUUGUUGCCUCGAAGGGUAGCUGUCUCCCAAUGCGCAUGUGAAGCAAUACUCCUUUAUAUUAGGCAAUGCAACUUUAUUUGUAUAGCACUUUUCAGGCAGACUCAUGCUUAGAAAAUGAUUGUUGGUGCUCCUCUAAAGAGCAAGUUAGUCACUGUUUCAACGGGACUUUUAGUCCUUUUAGUAGGGAGGGUCUCAGAAAAGGCAUUCCCUUGUGAAAAGAACACCACCCGUGUUUGGAGCAGGGUGUAUCGAUCAGUGUUUUGGGGAGGCAGGCCGAAACACUUUUAUUCAUGGUUGCUCUAUAUUUAAUAACCGAUCAAAAUACCAUAUAAUUAGCAUGUUUAAAACAAACGGGUUUGGGUUUACUUGCUCUUUAAAUGGCAAUUGUUGACUGGCUGUUGUAGGAAAAAGUCGGGACUCCGAAUUCAAAUCA
Gadus chalcogrammus (walleye pollock) is the source of this 2748-nucleotide messenger RNA. RefSeq names its product aryl hydrocarbon receptor interacting protein (gene aip). NCBI's taxonomy places the organism in Eukaryota, Metazoa, Chordata, Actinopteri, Gadiformes, Gadidae. The record is from RefSeq and is a predicted model, not a curated record. The coding region runs from base 68 to 1093 and encodes 341 amino acids. Gene Ontology annotation, molecular function: peptidyl-prolyl cis-trans isomerase activity; protein binding. The transcript is spliced from 7 exons.